Emiliania huxleyi CCMP1516 is the source of this 1071-nucleotide messenger RNA. It is a transcript of the gene PYRK2, whose product is annotated as pyruvate kinase. Gene Ontology annotation, molecular function: pyruvate kinase activity; potassium ion binding; magnesium ion binding. The transcript has 5 exons. The annotation marks the transcript as partial. Lineage: Eukaryota; Haptophyta; Isochrysidales; Noelaerhabdaceae. The record is from RefSeq and is a predicted model, not a curated record. Gene Ontology annotation, cellular component: cytoplasm. Gene Ontology annotation, biological process: glycolytic process.
AUGUUGUUCGCAAGAGCGUCGCGCUCCUUCGCGCGAGCGCUCUCGUCGACGCCGCGGCUGACCAAAAUCGUCGCCACCAUCGGUCCCGCCAGCGAGCAGGCCGAGCCGCUGGGCCGCUGCCUCGUGGCCGGGAUCAACGUGAUGCGCGUCAACUUCUCGCACGCGACGGUCGAUGAGUUCCACCUCCGCCGCACCAACCUGCGAGCGGCCGCGGGCGGCGAGCUCGUGCCCAUCAUGCUCGACACCAAGGGGCCCGAGAUCCGGAUGGGCGGCCUCGCGGUCUGCAAGGAGGGCGGCCGCAAGGCCAAGAUCACACUGACUGCUGGGGCAGAGGGCGACGAGAAGACGAUCUUCGUCGGGUACCCUCUGCUCGCGUCAAAGGUCUCGCCGGGGUUCGUGGUGCUGCUCGACGACGGGCUGGUCUCGCUGCGGGUGAAGGAGGUGCGGCCGGACGGGGGCGUCGCGUGCGAGGUGCUCAACACCUCGCCCAUCGGAGAGCGGAAGGGACUUCCGGUAGGCAUCGUGACGGACCUGCCGCCGCUCUCCGACAAGGACCUGGAGGACAUCCGCUUCGGCAUCGAGCACGACAUCGACAUGGUCGCCGCCUCCUUCGUCCGCAACGCCGCCGGCGUCGACGCCAUCCGAGCGCACAUAGCCGACUGCCACGCAAAGCACGCGCCGGACCCGUCCGCGCCGCCGCCGCUCAUCAUCUCGAAGGUCGAGUCGACCGAGGCGCUCGACCGGCUGGGCGAGAUCAUCGAGGCCUCCGACGGGCUGAUGGUUGCGCGCGGGGACCUGGGCGUGGAGGUGCCGAUUGCGCACGUGGCGACGUGGCAAAAGGAGAUGGUCGCAAAGUCGUCUCUUCACGCCCGUCGCUCGUGCACACAGGCGGGCAAGCCGGUGGUGGUCGCGACUCAGAUGCUCGACUCGAUGCAGUCGAACCCGCGGCCGACCCGCGCCGAGGUUGCCGACGUGACCAACGCGGUCCUCGAGCAGGCCGACGCGGUGAUGCUCUCCGGCGAGUCUGCAAACGGGCAGUACCCGGCCGAGGCUGUCGCGAUGCAGGCCCGG